Molecule: messenger RNA, 935 nt
Organism: Daphnia magna
Lineage: Eukaryota; Metazoa; Arthropoda; Branchiopoda; Diplostraca; Daphniidae
Product: multiple coagulation factor deficiency protein 2 homolog
Exons: 4
Coding region: 114-692 (192 amino acids)
Molecular function (GO): calcium ion binding
Source: RefSeq, a predicted model, not a curated record
CACAUACAUCCCUGUAAUGUGUAGAGAUACUAACACGACACACGGUUGUUUGAUUCGCUGCCUCGCUUACUGAGUUCCAGUCUUUAAAGAACAAAUUUGGCCAUUGCAUCAUCAUGUUUUCGAUCACGAAAGUCGUCUUGAUUUUAAGUUACAUCGGCUUUAAUAAUUACCAAGUGAUGGCUAACGGGCAAUUUCGAGGUGGACACGGAUCGCAUCAGCACAUGAAGAAUCAACACGAACAUCACGUUCCCCAACCGCAUGGAAACGGUCCUGUUCUGUCGGUUCUCGAAGACAAGAAAUUAAUCCACGAUCACGAGCAUUUGAAAGAAGAUUUGAAAGAUGUUUACACCGAAGACGAAAUUUUCAAAAUGACGUCGGAAGAAAUUGAAUUCCACUAUUUCAAGUUACACGAUUACGAUAACAAUAACCUGCUGGAUGGCAUUGAAAUCAUGGCAGCCAUUUCGCACAUUGUACCGCACGAUCCUGAUUUGGAUUUAGGCCGGCUACCUGAGGGUAAUGUCCUAACUACGGAACAACAACAGAAAUUACAAACAGCCAGGGAAAGGAAGGCCGAACAACUUGAACAUUUUACAAAGAUGAUUGAUAAAAUGAUUCAAGACAGUGAUAAGGAUAAGGAUGGAUUUGUCAAUUAUCAAGAGUACAAAGGCGUCCGCCGACCAGAUGGCGUUUAAAAUCGUUGGCAACUGUCGGGACUACUUCGUGUAACCGCUAGAUGCCACUAGCUACCAAAUAAAGAUCGCAAUCGAAGCCAUUUAUUUAAAAAAAAUAAUAAUAAUAAAAUGAAAUAGAGAUCCAAUAGCAUAUCGCUAACCUUAUGGCCAAUGGAUAGGCUUUCACAUUAGCUCUCCGUGCGCAAACACAUGAUAUCUUAUUCACGCCAAUCGAUUGCACGAAUAUAUUAAUGAAGAAAGGGA